GUUAUCCUACCUCAACUACGACCAACUAUGGCACCGGUGUCGAAAUCAGAGAAGAAUGGCGAAGUCCAGACGGAGCAAAAGAAGCGUGGUCGUCCCAAAGGUUCAAAAAGCAAGUCGUCUGUGAUACCGGCUUCAAAGUCAAAGAAGAAGGGAGAAGUGCAGAAGAAGCGAGGUCGUCCCAAAGGAGCGAAGAACAAGGCUUCCGUUCCCUCGUCCAAAAUCAUAAAAGCUAAGAAAACUGUCAAGACGAAGGCGGCCGAAAAACGAGGUCGGCCUAAAACGAAGACGGACGCAGAAUAUCCCGUGAAGUUCGUCGACCUUGUCCUCAGGGCCUUCGAGGCUUUAGACAACCGCAAAGGAACGUCUCUUCAGGCAGUUAAGAAAUACCUCAAGGAAAAUGCAGGAAUUGAUUCGCAGAAGAAGGCCAUCUACAUUAACAAGUCUGUACGAAAGUUGACGGAAGAAGGAGCGCUACGUCAUCGCGUUGGAAUCGGGGCAAGAGGAACAUUCAAGGUGGUUUCAGCAUAGUUAGAAUAGGUCUUAUAAAUUCAGAAAUGCAGAAGUUAUACUCGAAUAAAGAUUUAUCACAUCUAAA
Messenger RNA from Penaeus vannamei (Pacific white shrimp), 595 nucleotides. RefSeq names its product histone H1. Gene Ontology annotation, cellular component: nucleosome. NCBI's taxonomy places the organism in Eukaryota, Metazoa, Arthropoda, Malacostraca, Decapoda, Penaeidae. The record is from RefSeq and is a predicted model, not a curated record. Gene Ontology annotation, molecular function: structural constituent of chromatin; DNA binding. Gene Ontology annotation, biological process: nucleosome assembly.